Molecule: messenger RNA, 2554 nt
Organism: Salarias fasciatus (jewelled blenny)
Lineage: Eukaryota; Metazoa; Chordata; Actinopteri; Blenniiformes; Blenniidae
Product: protein Hook homolog 1-like
Exons: 16
Coding region: 1-1851 (616 amino acids)
Biological process (GO): cytoskeleton-dependent intracellular transport; cytoplasmic microtubule organization
Cellular component (GO): cytoplasm; centrosome
Molecular function (GO): dynein light intermediate chain binding; microtubule binding
Source: RefSeq, a predicted model, not a curated record
AUGAUCUUUGACAACGCCAUGUCAUUGGACCACCACUUGAGGCAGCUGGUUAGAAACCGUUUCUUCCAGCUGCACAAUUACACUAAGCUCAGACCCACGGUGUCUAAGAACAAGCUUGAAAUGAUCAUCUAUGUGUUAAUGUCCUUGCGACUGGACUACUGCAACAGCCUGUUCACUUGCCUCAACAAGAAAGAACUGGCUCAUCUUCAGGGCGUCCAAAACUCAGCUUUUAAAAUCCUGGUGCUGACCUUCCGAGCCCUGCAGAGUCAGGCUCCCAUGUAUAUCGGAGACUGGGUCAAGCCCUACGGCUCGGCCCGAAGCCGGGGGUCAUCAGAGCACAACCUGUUGAGAGUUCCCCGGACUCGUAUGCUUGUGAAAUACUGCUGCUGCAGGUGCUCAGAGGAGCAGUGUGGCCAGAGCAGAAGGAAGUGUGUGGUCGUCGUACUUCAAGAGGAACGAAACAGCUUAUUGGCUGAGAAAGAUGUCCUAGCAGACAGAGCCAACCAGCUGGACACAUUUGACGAUCCGAGCACACCCUCAGGAAGGAAACACAGCCAGCUGCAGCAACAGCUGGAGACACUGCAGGAGGAAAAUUUCAGAAACUGCUCAGACCGGGUUGUUAUGCUGGAAGCCUCCAUGGAAACCUACAAGCGUAAACUUGAGAAUCUGGGUGAUCUGAAGCGCCAGAUGAAGCUUUUGGAGGAAAACAACACGUUAUACAUGCAAAACACCGAGAGCCUGGAGAAAGAGCUCCGCAAGGCCAACGCUGCCCGUACACAACUGGAGACCUACAAGAGACAGGCUGGAGAGCUUCACAAGAAGUUGUCGGAGGAGACGAGGCGAGUAGACCAUCUGGUUUUUGAGAUGAAGAGGUUGGAGGAAAAGCAUGAAACCAUAAUUAAGGAGAAAGAGAGGAUCAUCGUUGAGAGAGACUCUUUGAAAGAAAUGAAUGAAGAGCUACGUUGCACUCAGGCUCAGCAGCACCAACUCUCCCAAGCAGGGAUGCAGCCCUCUGAGAGUGACAGCCACGACAACCUGGCAGCUGAGUUAGUGCCCAUCCAGUACAGAGAGAAAUUCAUCAACCUGCAGUACGAGAAUAAGAUGCUGAGAGUGCAGCAGAAGGAGCAUGAGCAGGAGAAGAUUGCAGCUCUGCAGGCCCAGCUGGAGGAAUCUCAUAAGUCUUGCAGUGAACUGGAUACGGAAAACAGAUUGGGUCGGGAGCAGAUCAGCGAGCUGCAGCAGCAAGUGGAGGACCUCCAGAAGGCUCUGCAGAGCCAGGCAGCCAAACCUGACGAUUCAAACUUGAAGCGGAAGCUUGACGCACACAUGGUUCAGCUGAACGAAGCUCAGGAUGAAAUCAUGAAGAAGAAAGAGCUCCUCGAGGACCUUCAGCCUGACAACACUCAAACCUCUUUGAAGGUGGACGAGCUGAUGGCUGCUCUCAAGAAGAAAGACGAUGACAUGCGGGCCAUGGAGGAGAGAUACAAAAUGUAUCUUGAAAAAGCUCGGAAUGUGAUUAGAGCACUCGACCCCAAACUGAAUCCUGCCACUGCAGAGAUUCAGGCGCUGAGGAUCCAGCUCGCGGACCGAGACGCACAGAUCCUCAAUCUGGAGCGCCAGUGUGAGCAAGCCAGGCUCCGAGAGUCUGAGGAGAAACUCAUUGUUACAGCAUGGUACAACAAGAGCCUGAGCUUCCAGAAAUUGGCCAUGGAGUCGCGUCUCGGGGGCUGUGCCGCCUCCACUUCAUUCCUGUCGCAGCAGCAUCGGGUGUCCAACGCCGCACGCCAAGCGCUCCCCACCACGUGCCUAACACCUCUACCUCCAAAUAGAUCACAUGACCCCCACAUCUGAUCAACUUCUCAGCCCCUCGGAUACCUGGGCCCUCAAGUGACCUUACGCUCAUCUGCUUGCAGCUUAGUGGGAGGAAUCCAUAUGUAACGGGUUGUGGCUAUGGGUGAACGUUGCCCGCAAUCACUUCGACUGAUGAUUCUUGCCGAUGGUUCAUUCAAACUGUCGUUUGUGUAUCAUCAUAAUCAGACCUAGCGCAGGAGGUGGUGGCAGUGUCAUUGUGUGAGUGAAUGAUUAGUCAUGUAUUGUCAGGAAUUUUAAAGAUUAACUUUGUUUUUCAUGUUAAUAAAUAAUUGAAGUCCUUUCAAAAAUGAGUGAAUUUGUGACCACCUUUUAAAUACCUGGGAAUAAUUGUAAAGUUCAGCUGCUGGGGUCAAGGGUCACCACCCCAAGCAUGAGUAAAGGUCGGGAACACUGAAUGCAUUUUCUGUCCAUCUCAGGACACUUUUUUAAGCCCCAUAUUGAAAACCUUUAGAGUUUAAACUAAAACUUGUCUUGAUUAUGAUAACAGUGUUUACAUGAAUGCUUCUGUCAAUUUUCUCCACAUGGUGGACACUUUAUACCACAGCACCCUCCACAACGGACUGCAACCGCCUCAGUCUCUUCUCUACUGGUCACAGUUUUCCAAAACUAGAUUUUUGUUUUGGUUUUGAUUUCAUAGUCAGACAAUCUCUAUUUAUAAAACACUUCAUACAUUUAAAAAAGA